AUGGAGGCCUUCUGUGACUGGCUGCUUCGUGCCAUGCCGCAUGUCCCUUUCUCGGUUGAGAACCCGUUGCAUAGCUACCUCUGGCAGCUUCCGAAGUGGGCCGCGCUGGUUUCAAAGCACUCCUUCGUCACAUUUGACUCGUGCCGCCACGGGUCACAACGCAAGAAGGCCACGGCCCUUCUCACAAACUCCGAGCUUUUGCGCUGCCUUUCAGGACCCUGUCCAGGUUGCUCCUCGCAUCUGCCAUGGGGCAAGCAGGGCCGCUCUUUUGCCACUGCUGAAGAGACAGGCUAUCCCAAGCUUCUUUGCGAAAGGAUCGUUUCAUGCGUGGAUAAGUCAGCCGCAUCACGAGGCAUUGCGCCAGAACGCCUAAGUGUUUCCAAGGUCUCUGCUGCACGCGCCGCAGGUCAGGUGCAACCUCGUGGCCGAAAGUUCCCGCCGAUCAUUUCUGAAUUUGCUUACACCGUAUCGGUUGGCAGUGCUGAGGCUCCCACUCUCAAUUCCAAGCAUUGCCUUUCGACUGCCUGGCGUGGCGUCCCUGCAGGUGCCAAGCUCCUCCGGGAGUCAGUUGAGCGGGGAGGUUCGCGACUCCCAGAGGGCAAGAAGUUCUACAUUUUCGGCGUGUAUCGAUCAAUGCAAGCUUUCUUGAACGAGGCAAAGUUAGUUGUGCAUCCCUUUGAUUCCGCCAGAUCACUUCCAGAUGAACUUUUGCGAGUCUUGUUCGACACCCUUACGAAGAGCCCGGCCGACACGAUGAGGCAUCGCCUUCUGAAGCUACAGCAUUGGCGUGCCCUCGCCAAGCAGCUUGAGCCCGAGGAGGAGAAAAUCAGGGAAACUCUUCUUGAAAAGGUCAGGGCUCAGAAGGACCAUGAUUAUGCCGAGGAGCUCUGGAACAUGACGCUUGAGGAGUCAAACAGAUCCGGGAAGUGCUGGCUUGACGGCCCGAUCGAUGUUGACUCUUUGGGGGACACCUUCCCCGAAGGCUGGAACGCCUGCCGGCGUUUCGCAGUCUGGCAGGGCAAAUGGCGUGCCAUCGAUGACUUCUCGGAAGCUGCGGUGAACUCUUGCUUCGGAUGCUUUGAACGUGACCCUGACCGCGUCCGUCCUCACUGCAAGACUUAUGACCUCCAGGCGGUGUACAAGCAACUUGCAUUGCACCCAGGCGAGAGGCCGAAAUCCAUUAUCCUGCUCAGGGAGCCCGGCUCCCGCGCCGUCAAAGCCUUUGUGUGCAACACUCUUCCUUUCGGGGCUUCGGCUUCAGUCAUGCAGUUUAACCGGGUGGCAUUGUUUCUGCAAAGGGUUCUUUGGGAUUUGAGGGUAGCUGUGACUUGCUACUGCGACGAUUUCCCGACCAUGACACCCUCGUUCUUGUCGGGCGGGACGGACAAUGCAGUUCAUGCCCUCAUGGACUUGUUCGGCUUCUCCUUGUCCGAGAAAGAGAAGCCGUUCUCUUGCACUGCAGAAACUUUGGGUGUUAUGCUUGAUACGUCGGAUCCCGACAUGGGGCGCAUCUUCGUAUCGAACAAGCCUGAACGGGCUGCCAUGCUCGAGGAGUCCAUAGGCCGCAUCCUUGAACAAGGACACGAGGGAGUUGCCCUCCCUUCUUGGCAAACUUCGCUUUGCAGAUGCUCAGCUGCUCGGCCGCACGGGGCGUUUGGCCCUGGCUGA
Messenger RNA from Symbiodinium sp. CCMP2592, 1668 nucleotides. The record is from the annotation of a GenBank genome assembly. Lineage: Eukaryota; Dinophyceae; Suessiales; Symbiodiniaceae.